AAAAGGCCAACCAGGAGAGAAGGGGGCCCCAGGAGACGCCGGGAUGUCCAUCAUCGGCCCGCGUGGCCCCCCUGGCCAGCCAGGCACCCGAGGCUUCCCCGGAUUCCCGGGCCCUAUUGGACUGGAUGGCAGGCCGGGUUACUCCGGACCCAAAGGAGAGAUGGGCCCUCAGGGACAGAAAGGAGAAAAGGGCCAGUGUGGAGAGUACCCGCACCGGCUGCUGCCUCUUCUCAACUCCGUGCGCCUGGCUCCGCCCCCGGUCAUUAAGAGGCGCACCUUCCAGGGCGAGCAGGGCCAGACAGGCAGCCAAGGCCCCCCAGGCCCGCCGGGGCCCCCUGGACCAAGCGGCCUCCUGGGGCCCCCAGGACUGCCAGGCCCCAUGGGACCACCUGGCUUACCUGGACCUCCUGGACCCAAGGGAGACCCUGGAGUCCAAGGCUACCACGGCCGGAAGGGAGAAAGGGGCAUGCCAGGGAUGCCAGGCAAACACGGCGCCAAGGGGGCGCCAGGAAUCGCAGUGGCCGGAAUGAAGGGUGAGCCUGGGACCCCAGGAGCCAAGGGCGAGAAGGGGACUGCGGGUGCUCCCGGGCUCGUCGGGCUCCUGGGGCAGAAGGGAGAGAAGGGCGACGCGGGCAACGCCAUUGGAGGAGGCAGAGGGGAGCCCGGACCCCCAGGACUCCCAGGGCCCCCGGGGCCAAAGGGAGAAGCUGGCGCUGAGGGCCAGGCCGGGGCCCCGGGACAGCCAGGAAACAAGGGGGAGCCCGGAGCAGCUGGAGCGCAGGGACCCGCCGGCCCCCCGGGUGCCAAGGGGGAGCCAGGCAAAGGCGAGAUGGUGGGCUACAACGGCAACAUCAGCGAGGCGCUCCAGGAGAUCCGCACGCUGGCCCUGAUGGGCCCCCCUGGUCUUCCCGGGCAAAUCGGCCCACCUGGCGCUCCAGGGACCCCAGGUCAAAAGGGGGAGAUCGGGCUGCCGGGGCCUCCAGGCCACGACGGGGAAAAGGGACCUCGAGGCAAACCCGGAGACAUGGGCCCGCCGGGCCCCCAAGGCCCCCCAGGAAAGGCCGGGCCUGCAGGCACCAAGGGAGAAAGCGGACAGACGGGGAGCCCGGGAGAGAAGGGGGCCACGGGGGAGCCGGGCCAGGCGGGCUCGCCGGGCCUGGAUGGCCCAACUGGGGAGAAAGGAGAACCAGGCAGCCCAGGGAGACCAGGGGCCACAGGACUGCCCGGCCCCAUCGGGCUGCCGGGAUUCACGGGAGAGAAAGGAGAGCCCGGGGAGAAGGGGGACUCGGGAGCAGAGCUUCCUGGGCCACCUGGGCCAGAAGGGCCUCCCGGACCUCCUGGCCUCCAGGGUGUUCCUGGACCAAAGGGGGAAGUGGGACGGGAAGGAGCGAAGGGAGAACAAGGCAUCCAGGGAGAAAAAGGAGACCGAGGGGCGCUGGGCCUCCCCGGAGCUUCAGGUUUGGACGGCAGGCCUGGGCCACCGGGUACUCCGGGACCAACUGGAGUUCCAGGCCCAGCGGGACCAAAGGGAGAGAGGGGCAGCAAAGGCGACCCCGGAAUGACAGGACCAACGGGAGCAGCCGGGCUUCCUGGUUUACACGGACCACCUGGGGACAAAGGAAACCGGGGACACCGAGGUUUUAAAGGAGAGAAAGGGGAGCCGGGGUUGCCGGGGCUGGACGGACUGGAUGCCCCGUGCCCGCUGGGCGAAGACGGCUUACCCGUCCAGGGCUGUUGGAACAAGUGAUGCCUCUAACCUGGGAUUGGCCUGAGUGUGUGUUUGUACAUAGAAUAUUUAUUUUUAUACAGUUUUCACUCUCUGAAAAUGCCAGAAGGAUGAUGCAUCUUACAGAUUAUUAAAAAAAGA
Sorex fumeus (smoky shrew) is the source of this 1867-nucleotide messenger RNA. RefSeq names its product collagen alpha-1(XIII) chain-like. The transcript is spliced from 35 exons. The record is from RefSeq and is a predicted model, not a curated record. Bases 44 to 1747 code for a protein of 567 amino acids. Lineage: Eukaryota; Metazoa; Chordata; Mammalia; Eulipotyphla; Soricidae.